This is a messenger RNA of Gavialis gangeticus (Gharial), 6302 nucleotides long. RefSeq names its product multiple EGF like domains 10 (gene MEGF10). Gene Ontology annotation, cellular component: membrane. Gene Ontology annotation, molecular function: protein binding. Bases 21 to 3413 code for a protein of 1130 amino acids. The record is from RefSeq and is a predicted model, not a curated record. Lineage: Eukaryota; Metazoa; Chordata; Crocodylia; Gavialidae. The transcript has 24 exons.
CAGGUCAUUUAUUCGAAAAGAUGGUUCUUUAUUUAAAUUCUGUUUUAUGCUUCCUGGUCAUACUACUGCAUCACUGGAUUGGGACAACUUUUUCCUUAAAUCUUGAAGAUCCAAAUGUGUGUAGCCAUUGGGAAAGUUAUUCAGUUACCGUUCAAGAAUCAUAUCCACAUCCUUUUGAUCAAAUUUACUACACCAGCUGUACUGACAUACUGAACUGGUUUAAAUGCACACGGCACAGAAUCAGUUAUCGCACUGCCUACAGACAUGGAGAAAAAACUAUGUAUAGGCGGAAAUCCCAGUGCUGUCCUGGGUUUUAUGAAAGCAGGGAAAUGUGUGUUCCUCACUGUGCUGAUAAAUGUGUCCAUGGACGUUGUAUUGCUCCAAACACCUGUCAGUGUGAGCCUGGCUGGGGGGGCCCCAACUGCUCUAGUGCAUGUGACAGUGACCACUGGGGACCCCACUGUAGUAGUCGUUGCCAGUGCAAAAACAAAGCCUUAUGCAACCCUAUCACUGGAGCCUGCCACUGUGCUUCAGGAUUCAAAGGCUGGCGCUGUGAAGAACGCUGUGACCAAGGGACAUAUGGAAAUGACUGCCACCAAAAGUGUCAGUGUCAAAAUGGAGCUACCUGUGAUCAUGUGACUGGAGAAUGCAGAUGCCCUCCUGGAUACACUGGGGCUUUCUGUGAGGAUCUUUGCCCCCCAGGCAAGCAUGGGCCGCAGUGUGAAGAAAGAUGUCCUUGCCAGAAUGGAGGAGUGUGUCACCAUGUGACUGGGGAAUGUGCCUGCCCACCUGGAUGGAUGGGCACAGUCUGUGGUCAGCCUUGUCCGGAGGGCCGUUAUGGAAAAAACUGUUCUCAGGAAUGUCAGUGCCACAAUGGAGGCAUGUGUGAUUCAGCGACAGGUCAAUGUCAUUGCAGUCCAGGUUACACAGGGGAAAGAUGCCAGGAUGAAUGCCCAGUGGGGACUUAUGGACUGCAAUGUGCAGAGACCUGCCAGUGCAUGAAUGGAGGGAAAUGCUAUCACAUUAGUGGCACCUGUCUGUGUGAGCAAGGAUAUACAGGAGAACACUGUGAAACAAGGCUUUGCACUGAUGGGGUCUAUGGUCUCAAGUGUGACAAAAAGUGUCCGUGUCACUUGCCCAAUACCAGAAGCUGUCACCCUAUGUCUGGAGAGUGCUCCUGCAAGCCUGGCUGGUCUGGACUCUACUGUAAUGAGACAUGUUCCCCUGGAUUCUAUGGUGAAUCUUGUCAACAGAUCUGCAGCUGCCAAAAUGGUGCUGACUGUGACAGUGUGACUGGAAAAUGCAUCUGUGCCCCAGGAUUUAAGGGUCCCAAUUGCGGUACUCCUUGCCCUCCAGGAACAUAUGGGGUAAACUGUUCCUCUGUGUGUAGCUGCAAAAAUGGAGCCCUCUGUUCUUCAGUAGAUGGUUCUUGUACUUGCAAAGCAGGUUGGCAUGGUGUGGAUUGUUCAAUAAACUGUCCCAGUGGCACAUGGGGUCUUGGCUGUAACAUUACUUGCCAGUGUCUUAAUGGAGGGGCAUGUAAUGCUUUGGAUGGAACAUGUACCUGUGCUCCAGGCUGGAGAGGGGAAAAAUGUGAACUUCCUUGCCAGGAUGGCACGUAUGGGAUGGAUUGUGCUGAACGCUGUGACUGCAGCCAUGCAGAUGGCUGUCAUCCAACCACUGGGUAUUGUCGCUGCCUCCCUGGAUGGUCAGGUAUACACUGUGACAGCGUGUGUGCUGAGGGACACUGGGGGCCGAACUGUUCAUUGUCCUGUUACUGCAAAAAUGGAGCUUCAUGCUCUCCAGAUGAAGGAAUCUGUGAAUGUGCACCAGGAUACAGAGGCACCACUUGUCAAAGAAUUUGUUCUCCUGGGUUUUAUGGACAUCGGUGUAGCCAGACCUGUCCCCAGUGUGUGCACAGCAGUGGCCCUUGCCAUCAUGUUACCGGACUUUGUGAUUGCUUACCAGGAUUCACAGGUGCCCUCUGCAAUGAAGUGUGUCCCAGUGGCAGAUUUGGCAAAAACUGUGUUGGCAUCUGUACAUGCACCAACAAUGGAACAUGUAAUCCCAUUGACAGAUCUUGUCAAUGUUACCCUGGUUGGAUUGGCAGUGAUUGCUCUCAGCCUUGCCCACCCUCUCAUUGGGGUCCAAACUGUAUUCACACAUGCAAUUGCCAUAAUGGAGCUUACUGCAGUGCCUAUGAUGGGGAGUGUAAAUGUACUCCAGGAUGGACUGGCCUCUAUUGUACACAGAGAUGUCCCUUGGGGUUUUAUGGGAAAGAUUGUGCAUUAAUAUGCCAGUGUCAGAAUGGAGCUGAUUGUGACCACAUAACGGGACAGUGUACAUGCCGCACAGGAUUCAUGGGCAAACAUUGUGAACAGAAAUGUCCCCAGGGUACAUAUGGUUACGGCUGCCGGCAAAUAUGCGACUGUCUGAAUAACUCAACUUGUGACCACAUCACAGGAACUUGCUAUUGCAGCCCAGGCUGGAAAGGAGCAAGGUGUGAUCAAGCUGGUGUAAUCAUAGUCGGAAACUUAAACAGUUUAAGCCGUACCAGUACUGCUAUCCCCGCAGACUCAUACCAGAUAGGGGCUAUAGCAGGCAUCAUUAUUCUUGUCCUUGUCAUCCUCUUCCUGCUAGCACUAUUCAUCAUUUAUAGACAGAAGCAGAAAGGGAAAGAAACAAAUAUGCCAGCAGUUACCUAUACACCUGCUAUGAGGGUCAUCAAUGCAGAUUACACCAUUUCAGAAACCAUUCCUCACAGUAAUGGUGGAAAUACUAAUAGUCACUACUUCUCCAACCCUAGCUAUCACACCCUAACACAGUGCACGACCCCAUCUCAUGUCAACAACAUGGACAGGAUGACUCUUGCAAAGACUAAAAACAACCAGCUCUUUGUGAAUCUUAAGAAUGUGGAACCUGGAAAGCGAGGUGCAGUUAUCGACUACGCGGGAACAUUGCCUGCUGAUUGGAAGCAUGGUGGCUACCUCAAUGAGCUCGGGGCUUUUGGACUUGACAGAGGAUAUCUGGGAAAAUCCCUGAAAGAUCUGGUGAAAAACUCAGAAUACAAUUUAAGUAACUGCUCACUAAGUAGCUCUGAAAAUCCAUAUGCUACCAUAAAAGAUCCACCAGUGCUGGUACCAAAAAACACAGAAUGUGGAUAUGUUGAAAUGAAGUCACCAGCACGCAGGGACUCGCCAUACACUGAGAUCAGCAACUCUGCUUCAGCCAACAAGAAUGUCUAUGAAGUUGAACCUACAGUGAGUGUCGUCCAGGGAACAUUCAGCAACAAUGGACCUUUCAGCCAAGAUCCGUAUGAUCUUCCGAAAAACAGCCACAUUCCAUGCCAUUAUGACUUGCUACCAGUUCGAGAUAGUCCAUCCACUUCUAAGAAAGAGAUCAGCAGUGAAUGACACUUAAAGGUCAUUGUGCAGAACAGUGGAACUCUUAAGGAGAACAGCAGCCUGCUUAUAUCCUCCUCCUAGUUUGCCAUCAGUUUGGCUCCUAAUCCAUUCAGUAGACAAUUUUUGUAUGUUAACCAAGAAUCUCAAGAUGAGGUUUGUAUACACACAUGGUCGAUGGAUAGAUGCCAAGUUGAGGAGGUACGGAUCAGAUUUUUAAUUAAAAUUAAUUUUAUAGAGACGCCAAUGCAGCACAUAUACAUUGUAAUAUACUGGCUUAAACACAGUAGUUUGCAGUACAGUUCUGAUAAUUCCUAUUUCUGCAACUUUGAAACUGGAAUACAUGUUUGUUGUUUGCUUUCUCAUGUUUCAAAGUAGAGAUGCCCCCAGGACAGUUCAACUGACCAAACACCUACCUUGUAUAGGUAAUCUGACUCAUCAUUACCUAUGAGAAAAAUGGUCUUGUUCUUAAAUUUCUUCACUUUGCAAUGUAUUGCAGUGGAUUGUCUUUCAUCAAGACACAAAGAGACGUGGUCUGAAGGUGUGUAUCGGUUGCAAUACUGCAACAAUUUGGAAGACUCAGCACAAGAUUUUUUUUAUGUCCAUAUUUUGCCAUGAAAAUACAAUGCCUGAGUAAUUUUAAAGGUGAUGAAAACACUGCAUGCAAUAAUGUUACUGCUAUGCCUUGAGAUCAGUGGAUACCCCACAUUUAUAGGUUUGGGCACCAAUCGGUCCCAGACAAUUGGGCACAUUUCAGUUACAUAUACUGUAGUUCCGACUACUCUUCCUGUCAUACACAAGUAAUAAUAGCAUAUCAGUAAUUAUUUCAUAAAUAUAUAAAUGAAAUCAGUUUAUUUUUGUCAGAAUGGACUGUGUGUGCAAGGAAUUGAUAAAAAUGAUGAGUGUUAUGAAUCUGAAAUCAAGGAAAGGUUUAAAUUUUAUAAACAGGUAGUAAAUGGGCUGUAAUAUAGGGUAAGAAUAGUACAAUGUUUUGAUUAAUUUUCCCCUAGAAAUGAUGGAACAAUCUCUGCAUAUUUGCUAAAAAGGCACCUUUUCUUUUUCAUAGCUGAUGUCGGGAAAAUAUGCUUAAGCUGGUCUUUUGCAUUGCUAAUAACGUAUACCCCAUUUUUCAUUAACUUGUAUCUCCGCUUUAAAUUGUGUAUCUAUGUUUCUAGUGUUCUAGUUUAUAACUGCAAAAAUAUUCUCUUGUGUAUCCAGGGUUUCUUGCAUUUUUUACCAACUGACCUUUAUUUUUCUGUUUAAGGAGUACUGUCCUUUGGGGAGAGAGCAUAAAAAUGAGAUUUAAUAUAAUACUAAAGUCCACCGAUGAUGGAUUAACCAAGCUGAAGUGUAAUGUAUAUGGAUGGAAUGAAUUGGCCAAAAAGAGAGAAUAUUUUAAGGUGUUUUCUUUGAGGGCUAAUAAUUAUGACAAGAAUGCAAAAUAAGUUGGCACAGAUGGGAAAGAAAAUGGAAGACUUCACUUAGAAAUAAGGUCACUUCUUUGCCCUACCAUAUGGAACCUGAAGGCAUUCUCUCCCCUCCAGCUCCCAAAUAUAGUCAAUCCAUGGUCAAGACCUCAUGUAUUCUGCAAUUAAGUGGAAGUAGGGUUUCCAAGGAUCUGCCCCUUUAAUCAGAAUUGUGUUUCAUUAAUUUUUAAUUGUGGAAGCUGAUGCAGUGCUGGCUCCAUGAAGCUGUAGACUGCUUGAAGCAAUAGCUGUACAUGGUCUGGCCUGCCCAUUUUGUCUCAAUGGGAUGUUUAAAUUUAGAAACUAAAUAGGACAGUUUAAAUGUCAGUAUUAGUAAUGAUCCCACUGCAACCAUGUUAGUGAAGCCUCCUGCUAAUGUCCUUAUCCCAUAAUCCUAAACAGCCUCUCACACCUUCCCAAAGUAGUGACUCUGUAUCCUGACACAAGUUGAUGAUAGGAGGUCACAGCCUUUGAAUGCUUUAGAACUGUAUGGUAUGCUAGGUCAAGGAUUUUGAUAUUUGUGUGCUCUCCAAUCAGUACAAUAGGUGAAGACUGGUUUACUUUAGAGUCAAAGAAUUGCUGACAUCAUAACAGCAUCAAUACGUUCCCUAGAGUCACAGCUAGCAGCAUUUUGUACAGUAGAUAGUAUACAGAGCCUCAGCAGUAAGAAAAUGGGUAAUAAUGUCUGGAGUUCAAGCGACAGUAGUCACGUUUACCAUUGUCAUUACAGUGGUGACAGAUUAGAGCUCUUUAAUGACAUUACCCAUAGCUGGGCUCAGGCCGUGCGACAUGGUUGGCUGUAUGGAAUGCCCCUUCACAUAACUUUCUCUCUUCAUUCAGAAGUAUUGGCUGCUUUGCAGACAUACUUAGAGCUCCCUGGGCAAUUCUUGCACAUUCUUGUAAAAGCUGUUUGACCAGAUCAGGACCUCAGAAAUGUAAAAAUUAACAGUGAGUUUACAGAAGUCAAGUAGCACUCGACACCAAGUGGAAGACAUUCACCUGGUUGAAUUUGUGUGUGAAUAGGUGCAUGUAGCGCUGUGGUAUACAUGUUUGUAUUGUGUGACCCAGACUUAAAAAUAAAGCUGUUCUUCUCUAAAACUGUGAAUAGAAAAUGCAAUAUUUUGCAACUGGGAAGUUAUGAUAACUGUCGUCUUUUGCUGGUUACAUAAAUUGGAUCUGAUGACCGAUAGAACAGCUUUUCUUUGAAACAUAACUACAGAAACUCAGAUCUACUCUGUGUAAUACACAGGUGGUAAAGAACAAAGAGAACCACUUUUAAUGUGAUUAAAAGUUACAAAUGUGAUGCAGAGCCUCAAAUAUGUAUUCAGCCUAAUUCUCACAAAAACAAAUAUGGCUCUGGAGUUCCAGUAAUAGUAAAAAAUAAAUAAAUAAAUAAAUAAAUUAUCCCUACUUAUUCCAGAUCUAUAUUUGCCCU